Molecule: messenger RNA, 4635 nt
Organism: Vombatus ursinus (common wombat)
Lineage: Eukaryota; Metazoa; Chordata; Mammalia; Diprotodontia; Vombatidae
Product: zinc finger protein 260-like
Exons: 5
Coding region: 67-2250 (727 amino acids)
Biological process (GO): negative regulation of transcription by RNA polymerase II
Molecular function (GO): DNA-binding transcription repressor activity, RNA polymerase II-specific
Source: RefSeq, a predicted model, not a curated record
UUGACCUUGUGGGCGGACCGGGGGAAAGGAAGCUGGAAGUCCGGGGGGCAUCCAGGGGAGCUCGGGAUGGAGCAUCUGGAGGUUGCUGAGGGGUCAGCGAGGCUGCAGUGCGGAGGCGGGAGCCUGGACUUCUCAAGACCAUGCCCUUCCCAGGGUAGGAGCAUAAAGGAAGGAAUGACCUCUGGGCUGCUGACAGCCAGGUUCCAGCACCCGGUGACCUUCAGAGAUGUGGCCGUGGACUUCUCCUCCGAGGAGUGGAGACGCCUGAGCCCGGCCCAGAGGGCCCUGUACAGGGACGUGAUGCUGGAGAACUAUAAGAACCUGGUGUCUUUGGGGCUUUCAGUUUGCAAACCAGAUGUCAUCUCCCAGUUGGAGAAAGAUGGGCCGUGGACGCCUGAGGGAGGAUUCCCGAGUGGCCCUUACCCAGAUUCUUUUAAUCAGGAGAGUAGGUAUGAAAAUGAGGACUCAAUUCUGACUGAGGACACUCGCCUGGAUGCUUUGACCAAGGAAAAAGGACCACAGGACAAUCCCUGGUAUCUCAACAUAGGAGAAUCUGGGGAAUGCGAGGCCAGCCUUGAGAGCCAGAAGGGCCCCCAGGAAGGAGAGUCCCAGGAAGUAACAGUCACCCACAAAGGAACAUUGUAUAAAGCAAAUGUUCUUGAUUGUAAUUCCUUUGUGAGACAUUUUAGUGUGGGGCCAAUCUUUUUUCCACAAUGGAGAGCUGCCAUAGGAAAAAGUCUUCAUAAACAUAAUACACUUGGAAAGAACUGCAGACAGUUUUCAGACAGAAUUCAGUGUAAUGCAGUUGCCUCAGGGAAAAAACUUAACAUGCAUAACACAGACAGGAAGACAUUCAGUUACCGCUCAGACCUCAUCAAAUGUCAUAGAACCUGUGCUAGUGAAAAACUGUAUGAAUAUAAUGACUGUGAAAAAGCCUUCGACAAAAGAGCAAAUCUUACUGAACAUCAGAGUGUUCAUACUAGAGACAAACUCUUUGAAUGUGAUGAAUGUGGGAAAGGCUUCAGACGAAAGCAUUACCUUAAAAGCCAUCAGAGAAUUCAUACUGGAGUGAAACCCUUUGAAUGUAAUGAAUGUGGAAAAGCCUUCAAUGACAGUCGGAACCUAAUUAGACACCAGAAAAUUCAUAGCGGAGUGAAACCCUUUGAAUGUAAUGAGUGUGGGAAAGCUUUUAAUGAGAGGCAGACCCUUAUUAGGCAUGAGAGAACUCAUUCUGGAGUGAAACCCUUUAAAUGUAAUGAAUGUGAAAAGGCCUUUGGCUGGAGGGAAAACCUCAUUAGCCAUCAGGGAACUCAUACAGGGAUCAAACCCUUUGAAUGUAAUGAAUGUGGGAAAGGCUUCAGACGAAAGCAUUACCUUAAAAGCCAUCAGAGAACUCAUAUUGGAGUGAAACCCUUUGAAUGUAACGAAUGUGGAAAAGCCUUCAAUGAUAGUCGGAACCUUAUUAGACACCAGAAAAUUCAUACCGGAGUGAAGCCUUUUGAAUGUAAUGUAUGUGGGAAAGCCUUCAAUGAGAGGCAGACCCUUAUUAGACAUGAGAGAACUCAUACUGGUGUCAAACCCUUUGAAUGUAAUGAAUGUGAAAAAGCUUUUAUGAGGAAGGAUUGUCUUAAAAGCCAUCAGAGAACUCAUACUGGAGUGAAACCCUUUGAAUGUAAUGAAUGUGGGAAAGCCUUUAGUCAGAAGGGACACUUUAUUAUCCAUCAGAGAACCCACACUGGAGUGAAACCCUUUAAAUGUAAUGAAUGUGGGAAAGCUUUCAAUGACAGGCAGUCCCUUAUUAGACAUCAGAGAACCCAUACUGGAGUCAAACCCUUUAAGUGCAAUGAAUGUGGGAAAGCCUUCAAUGACAGACAGAAUCUUAUUAGACAUCUGAGGACUCAUACUGGAGUCAAACCCUUUGAAUGUAAUGAAUGUGGAAGAGCCUUCAAUGACAGGCAGAAUCUUAUUAGACAUCAGAGAAUUCAUACUGGGGGGAAGCCCUUUGAAUGUAAUGAAUGUGGGAAAGCCUUCAGUGCCAGCCAGAACCUUAUAAGACAUCAGAGAAUUCAUACCGUAGGGAAACCCUUUGAAUGCAAUGAAUGUGGGAAAUCUUUUAGUCAGAAAGGACACCUUAUUAGUCAUCAGACAAUUCAUACUGGAGCAAGAGCCUUUGAAUGUAAUGAAUGUGGGAAAGCCUUCAGCCAAAGAGGAAGCCUCAAUAGACAUCAGAGAACUCAUACUGGAAUGUAGCCCUUCGAAUAUAAGGGAUGUAGGAAAAAAGCCUUCAGGCAUAAGGAAUACCUUAAAAGCCAUCAGAGCUCAUAUUGGGGUGAAAUCUGUUUAAUGUGGGGAUGUCUUCAGCCAUACAAGAGGCCUUAUUUAUCAUCAGAGAACCUCAUACUGUAGUGAAACCACUUGAAUGCAACAAAUGUGGGAAAGCUUUCCAUGAAACAGACCAUUAUUAGACACCAUAUAAGUCAUACUGGAGUGAAUGUAAUAAGAGUGGAGAAGCCACCAGUGAGAGGUGGACCCUUAGUAGGCAUAAUAGGACUCAUGCUAGAGGGAAACUUUAAAUGUAAUGAAUGGAAAAACCCUCAGAUCCUAGAGAUGCCUUAUUACUCAAACUGGAGAGAACUCCUUUUAAUCCAGUGAAUGUGGGAAAGACUUCAACAGGAAGGGUUACUACCAGAGAACUCAUUCUGGAAUGAUGCCCUUUUAAUGUAAUAAAGGUGGGAAAGCCCUUAUUAGCCACCAUCAGACUCAUGUUGACCUAAAAUCCAUUGAAUCAAUAAAUAAGGAAUUCACUAAGCACUCACUCAGUGAGGCUGAGAUUCUGAGUUUUCCUCCAGACAACAUGCUUUAAUUGUGUGUUUUGUUGAAGUGUACUAAUUCUAGUAGGUAGGUGGUGCAGUGGGUAGAUUGGAGUCUGGAAGACUUGAAUUCAAUGAGAGGCAGUCCCUUAUUGGGCAUGAGAGAACUCAUUCUGGAGUGAAACCCUUUAAAUGUAAUGAAUGUGAAAAGGCCUAGACUUACUUACUAGCUGAGUGACCCUGGGCAAGUCACUUCAUCCUGUUUGCCUUAGUAUCUUUGCCAAGAAAACCCAAAAUGGGGUCACAAAGAGUUGGAUAUGAAUGAAACUGAACAACUAAUUCUCCUUGACUUGAGUUUUCCUUGGAUGACAUAUUGGUGGAAGCAACCGUAUGAUGGGGUUCCAUGAAAAGUGUUGCAAGUUCCAAAGCUAGGAAUGGAAUCCUGUGGACCCAAUACCUGUUCUUAUAGAGGACACCUUUUGUGCAAAUGGAAAAUGUUGGAACUAUGCAAUGCAGUAAGGUACCAGGACCUAAGUGCCAAGUAACAGUUGGUGCUACUGAAGGCAUUUUUCUCUAUCACUAUGAAAGCACUAGAUGACAUUGGGGGGGGGGAGUGUUAAUACUUGGGUCAAGCGAGAACUCUAAACUGAUGCAAGCAUCCUACUAGCCCAAAAAACAACUGAUGUUUAUGAUGAAAGGCUAGGUUUUGUGCUCAGUCUUUAAAGGAAUAUGCAACCAGAUUAUUCAAUUGACUUUCAAAGUACCAUCAAGCCUUUGGAACUUUGGUGUAUACACUUUUUUUUUUUAAAUUUCUGAAAGGAGGUAGGAAAAAAGAUAGCAUUCUAAUAGUGCUGGACCAGUUUCACUAUAGAUACUCACCCAGUGACCCAAAUUACUCAACAGUUGCAAAAGCAUAUGAUAUAUGAGAUGAAUAUUUCUCUACGUAGCAAGCACUGUUGCCUAUAAGCAAAAGAAGCAGACUCCUUGAUGAGAAAGAUUAAAAUAGUAGUGAUGGAAAUUCAGCCCAAUGGGCUCUAGGAAGAGCCCAUGUGCCAUGUAAUGAUAAUCCACUGGAAUUAAACGAAUGCAGUGAUGAUGCAGGUACUUAGACUCUGCUAAGAACGAUGGUGUGUGUUUGUAACUACAUGAGGGUCAGGGGUCUUUCCAAAGGGAGAUAGAGGUGCUGAACAUAGAAUUAACUCUUUCUUGCAUAAUACUUGAACUAUAGGGAAUCCGUGACUUAAUAAGAAAGGUAGGUAAUGUGGUAGUGUGGGAAGGAUGCUAGAUUUGGAGCGUGAGGACCCAGGCUCCAAUCAUGGCUCGGCCCAUGUAUUCCAUUUGUGACCGUGGACAAGUUUCUUGACUUGUUUGGGCUUCCUUUCCUCAUCUGUACAAAAGGAGUGGUUGUGCUACAUGUCCUCUGAGGUCCCUUCCAGUUUCCAAGCUACACUCCUAUGGAUGUUCAACCGGUGACAAAGCUAACAGUAUAUUUUCUAGCAAUGGGAUCAGUGCUUACACGUUUAACCAGAUGACCCCCGUUGUUGAAGUGAAUGUAAUGGUUGCUUUGUAUGAACAGGCAUUUCUUAAGUGCCCACUACAUACUAGUACCUCCUCACCGUACUAGCAACAUAGGUAGGUCCCGAUUAGUGCAAAGAAUGAAUCCCACGCAGUCGUCACAUUAUUCACAUUCACACUAUUCAAAGUUUUGUGUAAAAUAUGUUCAUUGGUUCAGCCCAAUGGAAAUAUGCAAUGAAAAUUUUUUAAAUAAGUUUUUUUUAUCUUUUUAUUAAUGUAAUAUAACAACAGAGACAAAUGUAUUUUGAAU